AAUAAUCAGAUAUUACCAUGGUUGACAUUCAGGCCCCGUUGUUUAAAAUUCUCAGUAAAACAGAAGACAAAAUUCGCUUCCAUUACGUGCAUUAUCUGGUGGACCAGUGUGCCCACACCGAGGGCAGAAAAUUGAAUCUCGCUCGCUUUAAGCUUAGAUCGGUUCCCGCAACCCUGGUCAGCUGCUGCCCUUUUCUGACUAAAUUGUCCCUAGAUGGCAAUUGCCUAACAUCGGAAUCAAUCAUCGUCCUCCGGUCGCUAAAGUUUCUUCGACAUCUAGCGCUGAACGACAACGAAUUAAGCCAUUUCCCGGAGGAACUGUGUCGGCUCAAGUUUGUCGAAUUUCUCAACAUCAGUGGCAAUCCGGUUGCCGAACUACCUGAAGCGGUUGGAAAAUUGAAAAAUCUAAUUACUCUCUGGUGUAAUGAUAUGCUGCUGGAGCGGCUUCCGGAGGCCUUUGGCCAGCUACAAAGACUGAAAACUUUUGGCGCUCGAAACAAUCGACUCUCGGAGCUUCCUGUCUCGUUUGGGCAGCUUCGUCGUCUGAAAUGGCUCACUCUGGAGAAUAAUCUUCUAAGCGAACUGCCGGCCGAGUCAUUCCGGUUGCUCUAUCGUUUGGCCCAUCUCAACCUGAAGGGAAAUCAUUUCCAUCAACUGCCGGAUGUGCUGCCGGAACUGAGACGAUUACAAUUUUGCUCCUUUGAAAGUAAUUUGAUUGCAACGAUUCCUGAAGAUUUUCUGGACGAACUGAACUUUGUCGGCACUUUAAUAUUGACCGGGAACCCUCUGGAUCCCAGCAUCUUCACAAAUCAGGAAAACAUGAAAGCCCCGGAUUUGAAUUUCAUAUUCGACAUCUGGAACGAGGAACUGACAGAGGAUUGGAUCCACAGCUUACCCAACAGUGAACUUAACUCGCCAAAUUCCAGCGAUGGCGAAAACAACGAUCCGGAAGAUUUCGAACCGUACCAACUUCAGCUGACCGAAAUGGCCAGAUUCAGUUGUGGAGUGUAGUGAUAAAUCCGAUUGCUGUCGUACCCAGUACAAUAAAUUCAAUUCCCCAUCGGCUUCGUUCGUCAUCAUC
Molecule: messenger RNA, 1080 nt
Organism: Uranotaenia lowii
Lineage: Eukaryota; Metazoa; Arthropoda; Insecta; Diptera; Culicidae
Product: erbin
Exons: 1
Coding region: 18-1010 (330 amino acids)
Molecular function (GO): protein binding
Source: RefSeq, a predicted model, not a curated record